UACAAACAUCUCUUCUAGGAUGGCUUUGACUUGGAUUCAAAUAUCAACAGAGAGCAGACCUCCCCUCCAAAGAGAGACUGUGACAAUUGGAUAGACUUUUCCAAAAUGUACAAUUCAAAUCAGGAGUAUUACUUGAAGCUGGAAGAGUUGAAGAAUGCCCACAUGGAGACCAUGGCAAAACUGGAAAGCAUGUAUCAGAACAAACCCUAUUUAAAAGGAGUACAAGCCUUAGAUAAGAGAAAUGACACCUGUCCGAAGUGCUGUAGGCCAACUUGGGACAAGAGCUCGUAUCAGCCUCUUAACCUGCACAAAUCCUUUUCAGACUCAGACUUAAGCGAUCCCUCGGACUCAAGUGUAUCCGACAUGUCUGAGGUAGAAUUAGUGUUUGAAGAAAACAGCAGUGAAACUGGAUCAUCCUCAUUUGCUAGGCAGCAGAUUGAAAAAAUGUGGGAUGGGUUCUCCCUGGAAGACUACAUCUCCCGUGCCAAGCACAGCUUGCCCAGCUCAGCACCACCCAGCAGGAAGGUGCCCAAGAAACAGAAGGUGUGGUCUCCCAGAAUCACCGUGCCCAAGCCCUUCCAGAUGACCAUCAGGGAAGCCCAGAAGAAGGAGCAGAACGUCAAGUCCAAGUCACGGAUUGAGCUGGAGAAUCACUUACUGAAGAAGCAGCUGGAGGAGGAGGCAGAGUGCCAGAAGAAAUUCCGAGCCAACCCCGUGCCCGCCGCCGUCCUGCUGCCGCUCUACCACGACAUCGUGCGGCGCAACGAGGAGCGCAGGAGGUCCGUCAGGGAGAGGAGCCAGCUCAGGCUCCUGGCUUCCCAAAAGCCAUUCAAAUUCAUUGAGAGAGAGAGGCAAAGGAGAGAAACCAGGAAAACGCAGUUAAAAGAUGUUCUGCCGCCUGAAAGUCAAAGCAAGGUGUUCAGAGCGAGACCGGUCCCAAAAUGUGUUUAUAGUCCAGAUUACAAUGACAAGCUAAAGGAGAAGGAGCUCUACAGGGAAAUCAGGAUCAGGAUGAGAGCAGAGGAGCUGCUACGGAAUUCAAGCGUACCCAACAGCAGACUGGCCUUAAAAGAGACCAACAAAACCAAAAAACACAAGAGCACUGAGCACAAACCCAAAAUCAAACCAAGCAUUCCUGAUUUUGAAUUCCUACAUGAGAAAUUCCAGGAACGCCUCCUGCAACAAAAAAAAGUGAAACCCCUCACAGUCUGUGAGCCUUUCCACCUUUUUACCUCCUACAUUCCCUCAAACAAGGACAAGAUCCUGAAGGACAUUCAAGAGGAUGAAGAGACAUUGAAGGAAACACGGUGGCCGUUUGCCUCUCUGAGACGGAAACCUCAGAUGGGGCAGUCAGGGGCAAACCCACAUCUCCUGAGAAGAGGAAAAUCCAAAUUUCCCAAAAACACAGAAGCCACAAGACGACGGCUACAAGCCCUGAGGAAUUCCCUUGAGGAAAAGAGAAAGCUGGAAGAACAACAAAAGAGGAACAGAACCAAGCAGAAACAAAGAACGAGAAAAUUCCAGAAAAUUGUGAUGGCUCGGGCUGAGGCCAAUGACCCACAUCAGAGCCUAGCUCAGAUGUCUAAAUCCAGAUUAAAAACAUUCAGGAACAACGAGAGGCAGAGAAGGCAGGAAUAUUUGCAAGAACUGCAAGAAAUGGAAAAAAGAGUAAAACAAAUGCCAUUGCUUUUUGAAAGAGUUGCUCAGAAAAAUGCCAGAAUAGCUGCAGAAAAGUAUUAUUCAAACAGACUGAGAGAACUGGGGAUCUGCCCAGAGUUUGUUUCAAAGAAAGGAGAAGCAGCCAAAUCACUGCAGUUCUCCAGUGCUGGAGAUUUUACCUCUGUUGCUGCCAGAAAAAGAGUCAUCAAGCUUAAAGCAAAAAAAGGGGAAUCCUUUGAGGAAGCACCUGGUGACAAUCCCCAGUGUGAGCAGUCCUGGGAGGAGGAGGAGGAGGAGGAGGAGGAGGAGGAAGAGAAGGGACAAAGUGUCAAAAGCUCCACCCCAGAUAAGCCGUACAGUGAUCUGGGGGAUGAGGCCAGAGCCAGCCCUGAUGUCCUUGAGCCUGAAUCCAGCCAGCACAGUGAGGAGGAGGAGGAGGAGGAGGAGGAAGAGGAAGCAAAGUCAAGCCCAUCACUUGGCCAUUCCCAGGAGGAAGAGGAGGAGGAAGAGGAAGCAAAGGCAGAACCAUCUCUUGACCAUUCCCAGGAGGAAGAGGAAGAAGAGGAAGCAAAGGCAGGCCUAUCCAGGGGCCAUUCCCAGGAGGAGGAGGAGGAAGAAGAAGAGGAAGCAAAGGCAGAACCAUCUCUUGACCAUUCCCAGGAGGAAGAGGAAGAAGAGGAAGCAAAGGCAGGCCUAUCCAGUGGCCGUUCCCAGGAGGAGGAGGAGGAAGAGGAAGCAAAGGCAGAUGCAUCUCUUGACCAUUCCCAGGAGGAAGAGGAGGAUGAGUCCAGGCCCAGCUCUUGGUCUGGCAGGUCCCAGGAGCAGGAAGAGGAAGCUCAGUCAGACCCUGAAGCUGAGGGUGCCUCCCAGUAUGAGGAUGAGGAGUAUGAGAGUGAUGAUUCCCAGGAGAAGCCCAGUGAUGAGGAAGGGGACUGACAGGAAGGGCUGGCACUCAGGAACCUCUUCCAGUGCUGGCUGUGGAACAGACACCAGAAAAAAAAACUUGGUGCUUUGCUACACGUCCAGAAUUCUGUGAAGUUUUACCUCUUAGUUUAAGGGACCUGCUAGUGGAGGAAUUGUGUUUGUUUUCCAGUAAGAGAAAGCUCAAGUUUGUAGUUUUCACCAAGAAAAAAAUUUCCUUUUGUAUCACUCUUCUUCAUUGCACUUUUCUGACAUUAGUGCACCUCUGUUCUUAAAAUGAGCUGCAACCUCAUGGUUUGAUAAUGAAUUACACAGCGUGCUGUGUAAUUACUGAGGGCUCAUAUCCAGCUCCUCCCAUGGGCUGGCAAAGCCAGGGGAGAUUUUGGAGCAGGAAUUGCCAUUUUAUCCCUGGAAAAGGGGAUUCUUUUUACCUCAGGUAACUCUAGUUGUAUGAAACUAUGCAAGGAAGUGCUUUAAUACCUCUUCUUACAUACUGGCAACUCAGGACUUUACUCCACAAAAACUCUCAAAAAAUGUUUUGAAUUUGGUUUUUCCUUAUAUCAGUAGUACCUCCUCCUACUAUUACUGACUUUCUUGCUAAAAAACCUGUUACUGUUUUUUCCUCCUUAUUUUGUUACACAGUUUCUCCGUGUUUGGAAAUUUUUUAAGCAUUCUUAUUUAUUUUUGAAGUGUGAACAUAACUAAUGUGAAUUUGAAACUGUUUUAAAAACUUGAAUUAAAUAUCUGUGAAAAUAUGAA
Ficedula albicollis (Collared flycatcher) is the source of this 3339-nucleotide messenger RNA. RefSeq names its product family with sequence similarity 161 member A (gene FAM161A). Bases 106 to 2595 code for a protein of 829 amino acids. Gene Ontology annotation, cellular component: ciliary basal body; photoreceptor connecting cilium; cilium. Gene Ontology annotation, biological process: cilium organization. NCBI's taxonomy places the organism in Eukaryota, Metazoa, Chordata, Aves, Passeriformes, Muscicapidae. The record is from RefSeq and is a predicted model, not a curated record. The transcript has 6 exons.